CCCAAUACAUCUAAAACUCUUUCUUAUUCAACCUCUAUAUCAAUUUUUCUCACUUGGGUAUCUUUUUAUUUUCAUCUAAAAAUCCCAAAAAAAAAAUUACUUCUCUUUUCAAAGUGUAUUUGAUUUGAGGGUACGUCUCUAUUUUGAUUCUUGACUGAAAAUUUUAAUAAUGGGUGAUGAGAAAAUUAAGAAUCUUGUGAACACUGAAGCGGGACGAGUUUCGGUUGAGGCUAAAAGUGAAAGAAGAAAUAACAAUCUUCCUAAUUUUCUUCUAUCAGUUAGGCUCAAAUAUGUGAAACUUGGUUACCAUUAUUUGAUUAGCAAUGCUAUGUAUGUGUGUUUGGUACCUAUUUUGGGUGUGCUUUCAGUUCAUCUUAUGACUAUUUCUGUGGAAGAUUUAGUCCAAUUAUGGGAUAAGUUGAAAUUCAAUCUUGUCACAGUAAUUUUUUGCUCUGCUCUAGUGGUAUUUUUAGGUACACUUUAUUUUAUGACAAGGCCUAGGAAAGUGUACUUAGUGGAUUUUUCAUGUUACAAACCUAAGCCAAAUGUUAUGUGUCCUAAGGAAAUUUUUAUGGAAAGGUCAAAACAAGCCGGAAUUUUCACUGAGGAGAAUUUAGCGUUUCAAAAGAAGAUAUUAGAGAGAUCAGGAUUGGGACAAAAGACAUAUUUUCCGGAGGCGCUUUUGAGAGUGCCUGCAGAGCCUAAUAUGGCCGAGGCGAGGAAAGAAGCUGAAAUGGUGAUGUUUGGUGCCAUUGAUGAAUUGUUGGCGAAAACUGGAGUGAAAGCUAAGGAUAUUGGGAUUCUUGUUGUGAAUUGCAGCUUGUUUAAUCCAACUCCUUCACUUUCUGCUAUGAUUGUUAACCAUUACAAGCUGAGGGGAAAUGUUAUGAGCUAUAAUCUUGGUGGUAUGGGCUGCAGUGCUGGACUCAUUUCUAUUGACCUUGCCAAACAACUAUUACAGGUCAAUCCUAAUUCAUAUGCACUUGUAGUGAGUAUGGAAAACAUAACACUCAAUUGGUACUUUGGCAACAAUAGAUCAAUGCUCGUCUCAAAUUGCAUAUUCAGAAUGGGAGGUGCUGCAAUUCUGCUAUCAAACAGAUCAUCAGAUCGUCGUCGUUCAAAAUACCAGCUAAUUCACACAGUACGUACACACAAAGGCGCCGAUGACAGGAGCUAUGGCUGCGUUUUCCAGGAGGAGGACGAGAAUAAGGAGGUCGGUGUUGCCCUAUCGAAGGACCUAAUGGCCGUUGCAGGGGAAGCGUUAAAAACCAACAUCACUACCCUCGGGCCAUUAGUCCUACCUAUGUCCGAGCAACUUUUAUUUUUCAUGAUAUUAGUCGCGAGAAAAAUCUUUAAGAUGAAAAUCAAGCCUUAUAUACCGGAUUUCAAGUUGGCAUUCGAGCACUUCUGCAUACACGCGGGAGGAAGGGCCGUGCUGGAUGAGCUCGAGAAGAAUCUCGAGCUCAGCCAGUGGCAUAUGGAACCAUCAAGAAUGACACUUUAUAGGUUUGGUAACACUUCAAGUAGUUCUUUGUGGUAUGAAUUGGCUUAUUCUGAAGCUAAAGGGAGAAUAAGAAAGGGAGAUAGAACAUGGCAAAUUGCAUUUGGCUCAGGAUUUAAGUGUAAUAGUGCUGUUUGGCAAGCUUUGAGGACUAUUAAUCCUGCUAAAGAGAAGAAUCCUUGGAUGGAUGAGAUUGAUGAUUUCCCAGUUGAAGUGCCUAGAAUUGUGACAAUUAGUUGAUUCUUGAAAAAUGUUUUUAUUUUUUACCAAGCAAAAGUUAUCUUAAGUAUAUCAUUCUUUGUUACCUAAAAGAUUUCCUUGUACAAUGCUGUUUAAUUAUUUAUAAAAGUAAUACCACAGUUUCUGUUUUUUGUCAA
Nicotiana tabacum (common tobacco) is the source of this 1878-nucleotide messenger RNA. Its product is annotated as 3-ketoacyl-CoA synthase 20. Gene Ontology annotation, cellular component: membrane. Gene Ontology annotation, biological process: fatty acid biosynthetic process. The record is from RefSeq and is a predicted model, not a curated record. Gene Ontology annotation, molecular function: acyltransferase activity, transferring groups other than amino-acyl groups. NCBI's taxonomy places the organism in Eukaryota, Viridiplantae, Streptophyta, Magnoliopsida, Solanales, Solanaceae.